Paramuricea clavata is the source of this 1206-nucleotide messenger RNA. Lineage: Eukaryota; Metazoa; Cnidaria; Anthozoa; Malacalcyonacea; Plexauridae. The record is from the annotation of a GenBank genome assembly.
AUGUAUAGGAAUAAUGAACACGUCUUUUGUCUUGCCUGUAUCAGUGAACAUCUGAAAGUGAAUUCGCAAACUUGCCCCGAAUGUAACGAACAUUUGAGUGUUGAUACGCUUCGUCGACCCCGUGUGUUGAAUAAUUAUUUGUCUAAACUGAAGAUUAAUUGUGAUUAUGCCAGUCGGGGAUGUCCUGAGUUAAACUGUGUUGCAGAUCUCGACACUCGUGUUGCCAAUUGUGGCUUUGCGCCUGUCUUGUGUUCAAAUGCAGAGUGUCGUAUGGAGAUUAAUAAACGGGACAAGGUCUAUCACGAGACUGAAGUUUGUGAAUAUCGAAAAGUGAAAUGUCAUGACUGUGGACAGAUACAGGAAGAUGUUGGAACAUUGAAGGGAAGUUUGGUGGAACUGGAUGGGAAAGUGGAAACAGUGAGAGACAGCAAUACUGAAGUAAUGAAAGAAAUAACAAAUGUGAAAGAAAAUCUUUCCAAAGUGAACAAAGACGUGGACGAAGUCAAAGUCAUGAUGAGUCAAAUGUUAGAAAGGUUUAAUAUGCUUGAACUGUUCAGCAAACCGCCAUCUGCGACCGAGGAAGAUAUUUUGAUUGCUGGUGGCUGCGGCUUUUAUACGAAACAUAGUGCAGAAAUAUUUUCCUGGGAGAAAAAUGGUUGGCAUGAGAUUUUGCAAAUGAAUAAAGGACAUAUUGGAGCUUCAUCAUUUAUUUAUAAUGAUCAGCUAUUUGUUGUUGGGGGAUUUACUAAGACGAUAGAAAUCUUGGAUCUCAAUCAAUUACCUUUGAAAUGGAUGGAAUUUUCUGACGAACUUGCUUAUGAAAGUUAUGACCAUGAAAUUGUUGUUUACAAAAAGCGUUUUAUUCACAUUGGUGGAUAUAAUCGUAACGAGCAUAAAACGUCUAACGUGAUUAGUGAAUUGCAACUUACCUCACCUUGCACACUGAAAGAGUUGUGCCAAAUGCCCCAGCCACGAGUUUGUCAUAGCGCUGAGGUUUUUGAAGGUAAAGUCUUGAUCUUGGGAGGAGAAGAUGAUAAUGGUGAUGUUUUAGACAGUGUGUUGGAGUUUGAUCCAGAGAAGAAUGAAUGUAAGGAGCUGCCAUCAUUACCACAUCCCAUGAAAGAAAUGGCAACAGUUCGCUGGAGAGAUCAAGUAGUUGUACUUGGAGGCCGUGACUUGAAGUGUCAAUGUGGUGAGGAUGGUUAA